This is a messenger RNA of Melanotaenia boesemani (Boeseman's rainbowfish), 1339 nucleotides long. It is a transcript of the gene ccng2, whose product is annotated as cyclin G2. Bases 164 to 1168 code for a protein of 334 amino acids. The record is from RefSeq and is a predicted model, not a curated record. NCBI's taxonomy places the organism in Eukaryota, Metazoa, Chordata, Actinopteri, Atheriniformes, Melanotaeniidae. Gene Ontology annotation, biological process: regulation of cyclin-dependent protein serine/threonine kinase activity; mitotic cell cycle phase transition. Gene Ontology annotation, molecular function: cyclin-dependent protein serine/threonine kinase regulator activity. Gene Ontology annotation, cellular component: nucleus; cytoplasm; cyclin-dependent protein kinase holoenzyme complex. The transcript is spliced from 8 exons.
UUAACAUCAACAAAAGCGAGAAAAAGAGAAAGAGGAAAGACGAGAGAAGGCCAGAAGGGAAAUGGAAUAGACGAUACGCAAGAGAGAAAAGAACAACUAUGAGGAUAUAAUUAGCAAAAACAGUGGAAAAAAAGCAGAUACUUCCUCCAGUGCCAGCUGAGAUAUGGACGCUGUCAAGCUGAUGAAAGAGCUAAGGGUGAAUUAUGAGCAGGAGGCUCAUUAUCUCCCUAAAGAGACGGGCCUACGUCUCAUCGAAUCCACAGCUCAGGGUGACAGUCGGAUCUCAGCCAAGUGUAGAGAUGCCAAGGUGGAGGACCUUUGGAGUCUUACCAGCUUCUUUGGUUACAGCACGCAGACCUUCGUUCUGGCCGUUAACCUGCUGGACAGAUUCCUGGCCAUGAUCAGGAUCCAGCCAAAGCACCUGUCCUGCGUCAGCCUCAGCUGCCUCCACAUGGCAGCAAAAGUGACGGAGGAGGAGUGCAACCUGACGGCCACCGACGAGCUCAUCCGCAUCGGACAGUGCAGGUUCACCGUGUCCGACCUGUGCCGCAUGGAGAAGAUCAUCGCCGAGAAACUCGACUUCAAGUCCAAAGCCGUCACUGCCUUAACGUUUCUGCAUUUGUACCACCAGAUCGCCCUCUCCCACUCCACCGACAGGAAGGAAAAUCUGAACCUGGAGAAGCUGGAGGCCCAGCUGAAAGCCUGUCUGUGCCGGAUCUCCUUCUCUAAAGCAAAGCCAUCCGUCCUGGCCUUGUCUCUCCUGAGGCAGGAGAUUGAAGCCAUUCGGUCAGCGGACAUGUUGGAGAUAGCCUAUCACAUCCAGAGACACCUGAAGAUUGAGGACCGCGAGCUGCUGCUGUGGAUUGAGCGAGUGGCUCAGUGUCUGUCGGACUACGCGUCCCCCGAAUGCAGCAAACCCAACCACCGGAAGCUGCAGUGGAUCGUGUCGCGGCGGACCGCCCAGAACCUGCACAGCCACCGCAGCGUCCCUGAGCUGCCCACCAUCCCAGAGGGCUGCUGGGAUGAGAGCGAGAGUGAGGAUUCGUGCGAGGACGUGAUGAGUUCAGGUGAAGAGUCUCUGAGCAGUUCCCUGGGCAGCGACGCUGAAGGCCCCUUCUUCCCGCUGCACCUCCGUCGCCAAAAACACCACCAAUACCUCCAUGUCUGAGGCCACCCACCCACCGCCUGCCAUCUUUUAUUUAUUGUUUAUUAAGCUCUGUGGAGAAGUGAACUGGUAGCUGGUAGACUGGAUUACUUUUAGUUUGACUUGUUGGUGACAUUCCAGGAUGCAACUGGAGUCGGGGCUGGAUCUGGUCUCAUACGUUUUGAGCCUAAACUG